Molecule: messenger RNA, 3702 nt
Organism: Mercenaria mercenaria
Lineage: Eukaryota; Metazoa; Mollusca; Bivalvia; Venerida; Veneridae
Exons: 2
Coding region: 1-3702 (1233 amino acids)
Source: RefSeq, a predicted model, not a curated record
AUGACAGAAAAUAAUGUUUGGGCUACACAGGCAGAAAUAAUUUCCAUGGCACAUCUGCUUAGAACAAACAUUUACACAUAUUCCAAAUAUGGAAAUCAGAUGAAGUGGCUAAAUCAUACAGCACACUUUGUAGAUAAUUCUGUGCAGCUGAAUGAAAAGAGUAUUUAUCUGGAUCAUCACACAGGGGAUCACUUCGAUGUGGUUAUCACUGUCGGACCUGAGAAAGCAGGAAACAAUGUUGGGGAAAAGUCAAUGCUUUGGAGUGAAGUUCUGAAACAAGCCAACUUGACAAAACAGGAAUAUAACCGACAAUAUAAACAGAGACAGAGAAAUAUUCCCUCUAAGAGAGAUUUUGAAAGGGAAAAGAGACGAGUGAAACGUAGUGAUCCAGACAAUAAGCGGAUUGAAAGGGAAAAGAGACGAGUGAAACGUAGUGAUCCAGACAAUAAGCGGAUUGAAAAUGAAAAGAGACGAGUGAAACGUAGUGAUCCAGACAUUAAGCGGGCAGAAAAUGAAAAGAGACAUGUGAAACGUAGUGAUCCAGACAUUAAGCGGAUUGAAAAUGAAAAGAGACGAGUGAAACGUAGUGAUCCAGACAAUAAGCGGAUUGAAAAGGAAAAGAGACGAGUGAAACGUAGUGAUCCAGACAUUAAGCGGAUUGAAAAUGAAAAGAGACGAGUGAAACGUAGUGAUCCAGACAAUAAGCGGAUUGAAAAUGAAAAGAGACAUGUGAAACGUAGUGAUCCAGACAUUAAGCGGAUUGAAAAUGAAAAGAGACGAGUGAAACGUAGUGAUCCAGACAUUAAGCGGAUUGAAAAUGAAAAGAGACAUGUGAAACGUAGUGAUCCAGACAUUAAGCGGGCAGAAAAUGAAAAGAGACAUGUGAAACCGGCUAAGAUACCACCACUUUCAGCAGCAAAUGGAUUUACUUUACCUGAGCUACCAGACCAUUUAUCAUCAGUUAACCCUACAGAGACAGAGGAGAGAUGCUGUGCACUCAGAAUUCCUUUCAUGCAAUUAAAACAGCUAGGGGUUGGAAAGCAAAUAGGUAUAUAUGGGAAUACAGUAAAUGUACCAAUGGACCCAUCACAGGUAGUCUCCAGUCUUCCUAGAAGGUUUACAGAUACUGAGACAAUUCACUUGCUGUUCAAAAGAAGAACUCGGUACAAAUCGGCUCUUUACCAUGAAACUGUAAGACCAAAGGUUAUCUAUGACUUAACCAAAUACUUCAUAGAAAACAGUGUUCUUUACCAAGAAGAAGGGGUGCUGUUGAAUGAAGAAUGGUUUCAGCAUGAAGAAAAGAAUGAGAUCAGUUUUGCAUCUGAAGAUGACCUAAAGGAACUCCAAUCCAGAGAUAAGGAUGCUAACCAUGGUGACCAAAUAGAUGAGUUGGAGGACACAUGGAAUGAGCUUAGUGAAGAGGAACAAGCAGGGGCUGGCAAUAAAGAUACCUUGUUCCAAAACACAGAUUUCACUGAUGAUGGUGUACAUGCCUUACAGAUUGCUCCAGGUGAAAACAGCCAUCCUAUAAGCUUAUUCAUGGAUACAUAUGCAGAAGAAAAGUCAUUCCCUGUACUAUUUGCUGGUCAAAAAAGGUGUGAAGAUGAAGACAGAUUAGUUCCAGUGAAGUAUAGCUCCAUCUGUAAAGCAGAGCUAAGGCAUGUGGAUGGAAGAUUUUCAAAGUCAGUACCAAACAUAUUCUUCAAACUCAAGAAGCUACAGGCCCUCCAGGUCAAAUACAUGGCUACCACAGCACUGAGAAAGACAAAAAAUGUCUCAUUCACAGCUGGAGAACUAAAAUCAUCAGUUCAGAUAGAACAUAUUCUAAAACAUGAUGAAGGCUUUCGAUUCUUGAAGAAUUUGCGGUCAUCACCAUCAUAUUACCAAACAAAGCAAAAAGAAUUGUUUGCAGUGAUCAACCAGCUUGGACUCCCAACAUUUUUUGCAACAUUUUCAGCAGCAGAAACCAGAUGGACUGACCUACUGGCACUUUUGUGCAAAAAGAAUGGCAAAAACUUCACAGAAGAUGACAUUGCAGACUUGUCAUGGAUGGAAAAAUGCGACCUUAUACAGAAAAAUCCCACAACAUGUGCACGUCAUUUUCAUUACCGAACUCAACUCUUUCUCAAUAACAUCCUGAGAUCUAGUGUGUCUCCAAUUGGGAAAUUAGAGGACUACUUCAUACGUGUUGAGUUCCAACAAAGAGGAUCUCCACACCUCCAUUGCCUCUUUUGGGCCAAGGAUGCCCCUGUGUAUGGUAUUGACAGCGAUGAGAAGGUCAUAAAAUUCAUUGGUAUGAACAUUACUACUUCUUCAGAUGUAGAGGACAAGAGUAUGCAAUACAUUCAGUUACAAGUCCAUCGCCAUUCAAAAUCAUGUAAGAAAAAGGGGAAGGAAAUUUGUCGUUAUGGAUUCCCCCUGCCACCUAUGAAGGAGACUAAAAUUCUAGAACCAUUUGACUCAACCACAAACAAGGAUGUACUCAAAACCAGUAAACAAAACUAUGAAAAAGUCAUGAAAGUUAUGAAAACUCUAGCUAAAGAUGAAAAUCUUGACUUUGAACAGUUCCUCCAGAAAUGUGACUUAACAUAUGAACAAUACCUGGAUGCUGUGCGAUCAUCACUGAAGAAGAAGCAAGUUCUACUCAAGAGGCAGGUCAAAGAUGUAAGAGUCAAUGGGUACAACCUACAGGUUUCGAAGAUUUGGCAAGCCAAUACAGAUCUACAGUAUGUCUUAGACCCUUGGGCUGUGUGCGUUUACAUCGCCAGCUACAUCAUGAAAUCCCAGCGUGGAAUGAGUCAGUUAUUACAAACUGCAACGGAAGAAGCCAAACGAGGGAACCUGAAACUCUGUGAGAAAGUCAGACUUAUAGCAAACAAGUUCCUCAACCACUGCGAAGUUUCUGCACAGGAAGCUAUCUAUCUGCUACUUCAACUUCCUUUGACACAAAGCUCACGGGAUGUUAUAUUCAUAAACACCUCACCACCUGAAAAACGUGUGGAAAUUCUUAGACCCAUGUCACAGAUUGAACAUCUGCCCAACAACUCCACUGAUGUAACAUGCUCAGGAAUGAUCGACAAAUAUCAAAAUAGACCAAAAGUGUUAGAAAAUGUAUGUCUUGCAGAAUUUGCCUCAUUGUUCGAAAGAAAACCACCAAGGAAAGUAGAAUCAACAAAGGAACUAGAAAUUAACAUAGACGAAAUUGACAAUAAUGUUGAAAAUAUAACGCCUGGAAUGGAUAUCAGACUUGCAGAUGGAUAUCGUCUUGUACGACGAACAACUCCAAAAGUUAUUCGCUAUGUCAAAUUUAAUGUAAGGAAAGAUCCAGAGUUGCACUAUAGAGAACAGUUGAUGCUUUUCAGACCCUUUAGAGAUGAGUUAAAACUAAAAGAAAGAUCAAGCACAUAUGAACAAGAGUACACAAAAUGGCGUGAACAGAUCUUGGAACUACGGCAAAAGUUUCAGACAGCCACAGAUGCUAUGGAAAAGGCGAUAAAAGCUAUUGCUGAAGAGAGAUUAGAUGAAGAACUGGAUGAGGUAGCACCUGCAGCUCGACAGUCAGAAGAUGAUGCUAGAAUGGACAAAGAAGACCAAAAUUCCCUACUUCAACCUCCAAAUGAGAGGAUGGCAGUGUACGAUGUGGCUCUUGAUAUAGGAGGAUCUGUAGAUAAACAAGAAGUGACAAUUCCAAAUAUAGACUAA